CGGAUCUUAGACAGGUGUUGUUGCGCUUUGCGGAUCGUCCGAGCGAGGUGCUCUUUAGGCAGCAUGGAACCCGAGAGGACACCCGCACAACCCCGCAGUAGUUUGACACGCGCGCGGCCAGUUUGCAGUUCGACUUAAGGAAUUUCGUUAGGCGGGAAAACACCGGAUCGCCGCAAUGGUGCACCACUCAGGCUCCAUCCAGUCGUUCAAGCAGCAGAAAGGCAUGCACACCAGCAUCAGCGAGAUCCUGAAGGAGAAGAGCCUGAAGCCAUCCCGCCGCAGUCUGCCCUGCCUGGCCCAGAGUCAGACCCAUCCCAUCAACCUCAACCACUUCCUGUCUGUACCUCUGAGCCCGGAGCCCAAAGCCCAAGUAGAGGUUCUGAGUCAGAGCAUCAGCACCUCCUGCAGCCUCCUGCCGCCACAGACAGCAGAGGAUGACAAGGAUGAAUACACGGAAGAGUCCGAGGCAACUGCUUGUGAAGCCAGAAUAGACGGGUCACUUCUGCCUCGAAAGCCCAGCACACGGGCUAAGCUCGAGGCCCGCACAGAUUCCGUCAAGGGCAGGAAUCCGUCAGAUGCAUCUGGACUCUUCUUUCGCGAUGGGAAAAAGCGCAUUGACUACAUCCUGGUUUAUAAGAAGUCCAGUCCGCUGGUGGAAAAAAGGUGUACCUUUGAGAAGAAUUUACGUGCUCAGGGCUUAAUGCUGGAAAAGGAGCCUUCCUUGACGAACAAUGACAUCAUGUUUGUCAAAAUCCACACUCCCUGGGACACGCUUUGCAAAUAUGCAGAGCAGAUGAACAUCCGGAUGCCUUUCAGGAAAAAAUCCCACUUUACAGACUGGAAAAGCAAAACCUUGGGCAGCCGCUUUCAUCUGAGAUGUCGUCAAAUCAAGAGCUGGCUUCCCAGAAAUCCCAUGAAGCUGGACAAGGAGGCGCUGCCUGACCUGGAGGAGACCGACUGCUACACCGCCCCCUUCAGUCGAGCACGCAUGCAUCACUUCACUAUCAACAACAGAGAGACCUUCUUCUCCAACUCGACCAGAAGCAGAAUCGUCCACCAUGUCCUGCAACGCACUAAAUAUGAAGAUGGAAAGUUGAAAAUGGGUAUCAAUCGCUUAUUGGGCAACAACACAUACGAGGCUGCCUUUCCUCCACACGAGGGUGGAUACAAGAGCAGACAUCCCAUUAAGACUCAUGGUGCCCAGAACCACAGGCACCUGCUUUAUGAACGCUGGGCUCGCUGGGGGAUCUGGUACAAGUACCAGCCUCUGGACCUCAUCAGGCGUUACUUUGGAGAGAAAAUCGGUCUUUACUUUGCGUGGUUGGGUUGGUACACCGGCAUGUUGAUCCCCGCUGCUCUGGUUGGCGUGUUUGUCUUCCUCUACGGCCUCUUCACUAUGGACUCCAGCCAAGUCAGCAAAGAAAUUUGUGAAGCGACCACAAUCACUAUGUGUCCAAUGUGUGAGGAAACCUGCAAGCCGUGGAGGCUGAGUGACAGCUGUGUCUAUGCAAAGGUGACCCAUCUGUUUGACAAUGGUGGCACUGUUUUCUUCGCUAUCUUCAUGGCUAUUUGGGCGACUGUCUUCCUGGAGUUCUGGAAGAGGAGGAGGGCUGAACUGACUUAUGACUGGGAUCUCAUUGACUGGGAGGAGGAGGAGGAGGAGCUGCGGCCUCAAUUUGAAGCCAAAUAUUCCAGAGUGGAGCGAGUCAAUCCCAUAUCUGGCAAGCCCGAGCCUUUCCAGCCCCUCUCAGACAAACUCAGCCGGCUCAUGGUGUCUGUGUCCGGAAUCUUCUUCAUGAUUUCGCUGGUCCUGACAGCCGUGUUCGCAGUGGUAGUUUUCCGUCUCAUUGCCAUGGAGAAGUUUGCAUCCUUCAACUGGCAUUUUGUGAAGAAGAACUGGCAGUUCGCCACCUCUGGCACCGGUGUCUGCAUCAACUUCAUGAUCAUCAUGUCGCUCAACGUGGUGUAUGAAAAGGUGGCCUAUCUGCUGACAAAUUUAGAGCAUCCAAGGACAGAGUCUGAAUGGGAGAACAGUUUUGCUCUCAAAAUGUUCCUCUUCCAAUUUGUUAACUUGAACAGUUCCACGUUCUACAUUGCAUUCUUUCUGGGAAGGUUCGCUGGCAGGCCUGGAAAAUACAAUAAACUCUUUAAUCGGUGGCGACUGGAGGAGUGUCACCCCAGUGGCUGCUUGAUUGAUCUGUGCCUGCAAAUGGGUGUCAUCAUGUUUUUCAAACAAAUCUGGAAUAACUUCAUGGAACUUGGUUAUCCUUUGCUGCAGAACUGGUGGUCCCGUAGGAAGAUGAAGAAAGGUGGUGGCACCGCGGGGCAGAAUGUGGAGAAUAAAAGUCAGCUACCUCAAUGGGACAGAGACUGGAAUCUGCAGCCUAUGAACGCGCACGGCCUUGUGGAUGAGUACCUUGAAAUGGUCCUCCAGUUUGGCUUCACCACCAUCUUUGUCGCUGCGUUCCCGUUGGCUCCGCUCCUGGCUCUGCUCAACAACAUCAUCGAGAUCCGUCUCGACGCCUACAAGUUUGUCACCCAGUGGAGGAGACCCAUGCCUGCCCGGGCCACAGAUAUCGGUAUCUGGCACGGGAUCCUUGAAGGUAUCGGCGUGCUCGCUGUCAUCACCAACGCCUUUGUCAUCGCCAUCACCUCAGACUACAUCCCUCGUUUUGUAUAUGCCUUCAAAUACGGCCCCUGCAUGGACAGGGCGUACCGGCACGAUGAUGAGUGUUUGCGAGGCUACAUGAACAGCAGCCUGUCUGUGUUUGACAUGAGCGUGCUGAAGAACAGCAGUGAGUCGGAAUACUGCAGAUACCGAGACUACAGAGCUCCGCCCUGGAGCAAGGUGCCCUACGAGUUCACUCUGCAGUUCUGGCACGUCCUGGCUGCCAGACUGGCCUUCAUCAUCGUCUUUGAGCACCUGGUGUUUGGCAUCAAAUCCUUCAUUGCGUACCUCAUUCCGGACAUGCCCAAGGACCUUUGUGACCGGAUGCGCAGGGAGAAGUACCUCAUGCAGGAGAUGAUGUACGAGGCGGAGCUGGAGCACCUGCAGAAGGAGCGCAAGAAGAACGGACUGCGUUAUCACCACGAGUGGCCUUAACUUUUUAAACCCUCACAUGUACACCCCCCGCAGCCCCUCCUAAAACGACAUCCAGCCUUCCACGCCUGCCUGUUUAACCUUCAGCAGAUUCACCAAAGACUUCACAUAUGACGACACCCCCACCACUCUAAAGCUGCUUCACCCUGAACACUCCCUCCCUCGCCAUCUGUUGCAGAGUUGGCGCCACCCUCGUGUUCCACCACCCUCCUCGGUCCAUCGCCUGGCUUCCUGCGGCAGCUUCUUCCCACCUCAAUCUCCCCCCCAUCCUCCUUCUGCUGUGUGUCAUGGCCUCACUACCAUCUGUAAUGUUUACUAUGCAGAUGAAGGGCUGCAAGCGGUUCCCUUCGUCAGCCAUCUCUCUCUCUCUCUCUCUCUCUCUCUCUCGCUCUCUCUCUCUCUCUGUGUGGCAGCUAGCACUCGUCUGCUUGGACUCGCCGCAUGUUUUUCGUUUUCUCGCCGAGCAUCAGCAGAACCGCGGUGGUUCGCGCUCGUUUUCCAAAUAGAACGGACGACGUUCCUGCAAAAGUGACUGCAUAUCGCCCUCAAAGCAUGCUGAAUACUCUUUGUGGCAAGAUGUAAAGCAACAGCACUCAUCAUGGAGAAAUGUCCACGGCAGCCUAGAAAGUGCAUGGUAGUGUUGUUGUUGUAUCCCUUCUCGGUGCCUGGUUUGUGUGAGCUGUGCGCGUGCGUUUGUUUGUUGUACUACUGUUGAGCUUGACUGCCUUGAGUUCGCCGGAUGUGAACUUUUCGCGAUAUGAUUGUGCCUCCAGUUGUGCGCCGACAUCACGUGUGCCUGUUUGUGCUGCACAUUCGCUUUUAAAGUGCAACGCGUCCUCUCUCCGACUCUUAACUUGCUCUGUUGAAGAAACUUUUAGACGCUGGAGCGAGUUUGUUUUGGACGUGACUCACACGCACUUAGGUACCCACUGCGGGUCUAAUGGCUCUAAAACAACAGUGUCUGUUGAUACAUAGCUCCUAUUAUGAGCGACGUAUGCACGAUGGAGCUGCAAAUCUGCUUUCCCCUCCACUUUCUACGCUCAUGGCCUGUUUUUCAUUUGUUAUUGGAAGGGCUGGAGCAUGGUUGAAACUUGGAUGGUUUGGACAUACCUGUGGCUUGGAUGUUCGCUGCACAAAGAACAUCGAUCCACUGUUGCUCCCUCACGAAAAGAAAGAAAAAAAAAAGCACUUACACAUAUAUUCUCGAGCAAAGAAUCCCAGCCAGCCGCGGUUUUAGCUCCGCUGUGACGCUAAUUGUUCUAAAAGUUUCAAAAUUUGGUCGUUCCAAAGAAAAGUCGCCUGUCAACGUCUUUACCAGUGCGCAACGACUUGGGAAAGAGGAGUGACACAUUUUGAGGCAAAACCACAAGCAGUCAAAUUACAAACCAAAAUAUACUGUCUAAUUUCCAGUUAGAAUACUGUAUGUCUUUAUACAAACAUUUAUAUAUACAAAGCAAAACGGUCAACAAAAUAACUAGGUCAGGAUGUUAAUUGCUUUGCUGGUCAAUUUCUCUUGCACAACUUCAAUUCCGGUGAGGGUUUUCGUCAACGGUGACUAAAACGUGACGAGACGUCUGUGAGUUGACGAGACGAGACUGGACAAAAAUCUUCGUGGGUAGUCUGCCAGACGAUCACAAUGCUGCUGUUCAUCGGAAGAUCUUGUGUGUGUUAGAAGUUCUUGUGUGUGUGUGUGUGUGUGUGUGUCUGCGUAUUUUUUUUGUGCUCAUUGAAUAUCGAAUGCUAAUGACGAAGUUUUUGCGACUUUUUUGUUUUAAUCUGUCGGGGAAAAAAAUUAUAUUGCAGAUGCAAGAACUAACUCUAGGCCGGUCCAAAAUAUUAUUGUUGCUUUGAACCCCUUUUCUUUUCUCUUGUUAUUUCUAGUAAUAGGUAAUCAUUUUCUAUUUUGACUGGAAAUGCGAUAAGUAUACAUGUUCGGGUUUUGACUUUUACCUCAAAGUGUGUAAUGACAGCUGCAUUGGAGCCGAAACCCCAACAGACGUGAUAUUUUGAAGACAGAUGGCCCACAAUUUCCAAAAUAAAUGUUACAUUUACACAAAGCAAACGAGGGACAAAAAGAAAACCAAUACUGGUUCACAGCCCUUGGGAAAGAGAUUUUGUACUGUUCAUUUGUUUCUGUCAAGUAAUCGAAUUAUGUUGUCGUUCCAUGUGUGGAUAGGGUUCAUAAUGUCUUUAUUAAUGUUCCUGUUAUUUGUUUUGUUUCGGGUUUUUUUUUUUUUUUUUUUUUGCUUUUUUGCUACUUGUACUCACCCACAGAUGUCCUGUCUGCAUUUCUCAGGUGUCCUCUGAAUGUUUGCUGAUGAUCAACUUUUCAUAUUUUCUACAAUGGUCCAUAUGCAAUGAUGCACCCACCUAAAUCUUUUUUAGUUUUUUUUUUGUUUGUUUGUUUGUUUGUUCUUUUGGGGGGUUUAUAAGGUAAUCUUCAUCAUAUUCCUUCUGACAUUUAACGUCCAUUCCAAAAACCAAAAAAAAAAAGGAACAACAAAAGAUAUUGCUUUCAUGCUAUUCUAUCAGAUAAUUUCAUUUUAAAUCGUCGUCCCCCCUACUAGAGAGAGACUCUAAUCUUGAGGAAGCUAGUCCAGGUUCCCUGCUAUGUGAAGACUGAAAAUCUAUGCAUGUUGUAAUCCUUGUACAGUCCAGUUUGCAUGAUUUCGUGCCUCCUUUGGGCAGCUCUAACAUCAGUAAGUUUGUCUUUAAAAACAUAUCACAAACACAACAUUUUUUCAACACUGAGGAUUUUGGAAAGCCCAGAAAAGACUCAUGUUUGCUGGAGGGAGUGAAUUUUAUACAGGGCCGCUAUUUUCUAGAUCAAAAAACAAACACAUGAACAGUUAAUAAAUCAAAGGUAAGUUUUACAAAUCUAGCCCGGCCCCCCUCCCCCUCCUAACUGUCAUGGAUGAGCUCCUUCACACAAGUAUGACGCCUGCACAGUGAAAAGAACGGUGUUCCUAAUGCCUCCUACUGCUGUUGGCAAUAGCACAAAGCGAGUGUUGUAAUGAUUACUGGGAAUAGCUUGACAUUGCGCUCUCUGAAAACUUUUGAGUGGAAUUUACUUGAGAAGUGGAUGCAGAGACACAGAAGUGUUAGCCCAUGCAUUUGGAUGAGCGGUAGGAUAUGACAUGAGUGUAUUCGUAACAUGGUUUACUUCGUUCUUGUUUACAUGUAAAAAAAUAAAUAUAUAUAUACUGUAUUGAAAUGUAUAAAAACAAUGUAACAUAAGGUAAUUUGGAUAUCACUCUUUUCUGUAAUAAACCAUUGAUUGUAUCUUUUAAA
This is a messenger RNA of Hippocampus comes (tiger tail seahorse), 6391 nucleotides long. RefSeq names its product anoctamin 3 (gene ano3). Lineage: Eukaryota; Metazoa; Chordata; Actinopteri; Syngnathiformes; Syngnathidae. Bases 176 to 3103 code for a protein of 975 amino acids. Gene Ontology annotation, biological process: chloride transmembrane transport. Gene Ontology annotation, molecular function: chloride channel activity; protein dimerization activity. Gene Ontology annotation, cellular component: plasma membrane. The transcript has 25 exons. The record is from RefSeq and is a predicted model, not a curated record.